AUGCCCUCCGCAAAGCCCCAAGAGAAAGGCGAGUCAUCCACAGCUGCCAUAAAGGCAUCGCUGGAUAGCUCUUCAAACGGCCAGGCAAAUUAUGAGCUGCCAUGGGUUGAAAAGUACCGACCAGUAUUCCUUGACGAUGUUGUCGGCAACACGGAGACGAUCGAGCGAUUGAAAAUCAUUGCAAGAGAGGGCAAUAUGCCGCAUGUCAUCAUAUCUGGCAUGCCGGGUAUCGGAAAGACGACCAGCGUGCUGUGUCUAGCAAGGCAGCUUCUCGGUGAAUCUUACAAAGAAGCCGUGCUGGAGCUCAACGCCAGUGACGAGCGUGGCAUUGAUGUUGUCCGAAAUCGUAUCAAGGGUUUUGCACAGAAGAAGGUCACAUUGCCAGCUGGGAGACACAAAUUGGUCAUCCUUGAUGAGGCUGACAGCAUGACCUCCGGAGCACAGCAAGCAUUGAGGCGGACGAUGGAAAUUUACUCCAACACGACACGGUUUGCCUUUGCCUGCAAUCAGUCCAACAAAAUUAUCGAACCUCUCCAGUCAAGAUGCGCCAUCUUGCGGUACGCAAAGCUUACCGAUGCCCAAGUCGUUAAGCGUCUCAUGCAGAUCAUCGAAGCGGAAAAGGUCGAAUACAGCGACGAUGGGCUGGCGGCCCUAGUAUUCAGUGCCGAGGGAGAUAUGCGGCAGGCUAUCAACAAUCUCCAAUCUACAUGGGCUGGUUUCGGCUUCGUCUCUGGCGACAACGUCUUCAAAGUGGUGGACUCCCCUCACCCAAUCAAGGUGCAAGCCAUGCUCAAAGCGUGCUAUGAAGGAAAUGUCGACUCAGCUCUGGACACACUGCGGGAGCUCUGGAAUCUCGGAUACUCGAGUCACGACAUCAUUAGUACAAUGUUCAAGGUGACAAAGACUAUUCCGACACUGAGCGAGCACUCCAAAUUGGAGUUCAUUAAAGAGAUCGGUUUCACGCACAUGAAGAUUCUAGAGGGUGUUCAAACACUUUUGCAGCUCAGCGGGUGUGUCGUCAGGCUUUGCAAGAUAAACAUGGAUCCCAAACGGUUUAAGACAUCGGCCUAG
Messenger RNA from Clonostachys rhizophaga, 1071 nucleotides. Lineage: Eukaryota; Fungi; Ascomycota; Sordariomycetes; Hypocreales; Bionectriaceae. The record is from the annotation of a GenBank genome assembly.